GCCGCGACACUUGUUGCACUGCCUUCCAGGUGACCACUGAGACGAUUCUGUCCUUGACAACCACGCGCCAUCUGUCGUGAGAACCCACCAGAUGACCAGAGGCUGUUGGAGAGAACUUUACCAAGCGAGUUGCCUAGCAACCACACGAGGCUGUGUAAAUGCGCAGUUGAGCUGCGCAGUAAACGCCACUUUAGCUUUUUACAUGUUUUGCACAUCAACAAACAGACAGCAAAGAUUACUUGGCACAACUCGCAGGUUUCCGAGACAGUGAGAGGACAUACACAACAAUAUCAAACAGAGUACAUCCAGGUGUGAGGCAUGGAGAAGCAGAUCCCAGGUGAGCCCCUCCCCUCCAGGGAGCCUACCAUCAGGAGCAGCUUUGGAGGGGAGCAGUCCGCUGAUGGGAAGAACUUGGUGGAACAGGUUGAGGCCAUCUUACAAGAAAGGAUCCGAAACGGAGACCAACAUGCCAGGUUCACACUGGGGCAGUUCUACUUUGAAGAGGGCUUGUACAAGGAAGCUAUUGUGCAGUUUGAAAGGCUGAAAGAUAAAGAUUGGCAGGCCAUGUAUCAGCUGGGAGUCAUGUACUAUGAUGGGCUGGGCACAAAGGAGAACCAUAAACUUGCCUGUGAGUACAUGAGAAAAGUUGCUACAUCUGACAGUCAGCGUGCUAAACACCUUAUCAGAGCAGCCCAGUACAAUUUGGGGAGGGCAUAUUUUCAGGGUUAUGGUGUGGCCCAGUCGGACGCAGAGGCAGAGAAGUUUUGGAUCCUGUCGGCUGAUGACGGGAAUCCUGAGGGCAGUGUGCGGGCCAUGACCAUGCUGGGCAUGUUCUACUCCAGAGAGGACACCAAAGAUCUGAAGAAGGCCUUCUUCUGGCAUUCAGAAGCCUGUGGAGCUGGCAGUUUGGAAUCACAGGGUGCCUUGGGUGUCAUGUAUGAACAUGGCCAGGGGAAAAGAAGGGACCCUACCUCAGCCUUUGAGUGUCUGAAGGAGGCAUCAGAGAGGGGCAGUGUAUAUGCCAUGGGGAACCUGGUGGCACACUACUACAACAGGAAACUCUACACCAAGGCUGCAGACCUGGCAGCAAAGGUAUCUCAGUACCAACCAGAAGAUGUGCAGACAAUAGCAGCCCACACUGACUGUAUCUCAGGAUUCAUUGCAAAGGGCAUUGCCAUGGCAUGCUUCUUCUACGCACGCUGUCUGCACAUGGGUCACGGGGUCCGACAAAAUAAGGAGGAAGCCAAGACAUACUACUCAAAGGCCUUCACCUUUGACCCUGACAUGACAGCCAUGCUUCAGAACCAGAUGACUCAUGGCAGGAUCUGAUGCAUUGUGGGAUACAGCCUUAAGAGGGGACUUUGUAAAAUAUAUGCUUGUAAAAGAUGAUUCUUAAUGGUUACAUUACAAGGAAAUAAAGACAGGCAAUAGAAAAUGGUAAGUUGUUGGAAAAGGUAAUCAUUGUUGUGGAAUUUGGAGACAUAAUGCCACAAAUGGUAUUUUACACCAAUUAUGUAUUUUAAUACAUGUUUGUAGCAUUGAUAAGUUCAGCUGAAUAUUGGCAUGAUAUCAAAGGUUUGGUUGCUAAUAUGUUGUAAAAGAUAAAAUCUGUCUGAAUACAGAAUUUUUGUAAUGUUUAGUCAUGGUGUCACUAGAAGGUGAUCUUCAGCUAUCUUAUGUUCUUUUGGAAAAAGAAUCAUUAAAUGUACUUCUCAAUGGUAGAGCAGCCUUUCUUACAACUCUUGGUGUGUUUUAAUGCCUGUAAAUAUGAUGUACUUUCUUGAAUAGUGCUGGAUACAGCAUUUGGAAGAUAUAGUUAUUAUUUACAUUUUGUUACCACCCAAGGCAAACCUUGAUACAUCUCAAAAUGUCAUUUCCACAUAUUUUGUAAAACUUGUUUGUGAUAUAACUUUGUAUUUGUAAUGUA
Branchiostoma floridae (Florida lancelet) is the source of this 1927-nucleotide messenger RNA. Its product is annotated as LRP2-binding protein-like. The coding region runs from base 319 to 1329 and encodes 336 amino acids. The transcript has 9 exons. NCBI's taxonomy places the organism in Eukaryota, Metazoa, Chordata, Leptocardii, Amphioxiformes, Branchiostomatidae. The record is from RefSeq and is a predicted model, not a curated record. Gene Ontology annotation, molecular function: protein binding.